Messenger RNA from Hemisphaericaspora subhashii, 819 nucleotides. RefSeq lists its product as uncharacterized. Gene Ontology annotation, biological process: endoplasmic reticulum tubular network organization; membrane organization. The record is from RefSeq and is a predicted model, not a curated record. The transcript has a single exon. Bases 1 to 819 code for a protein of 272 amino acids. Gene Ontology annotation, cellular component: endoplasmic reticulum. NCBI's taxonomy places the organism in Eukaryota, Fungi, Ascomycota, Pichiomycetes, Serinales, Debaryomycetaceae.
AUGUCAUCUACGAGCGUCAAUGCACCAGAUACUUCCACAACUACAAAUGUAAAACCUACUGUGGUAUCAACCGAUAAAUCUACAGACAAAGAAGAACAUCCAAUCAUUAAUCAACAUCAUGAAGAACCAGCAACACAACAAAAGAAGCGUAAAUUAAUAAGAACAAGCAGAGAAACCGAUCCAUUAAAAUUCAAAAUCUGGCUUGGUGGUCACAUUGCUACUAUUGUAUUUGGAUCAAUUUCCUUAUUAUUUCAACUUUUAUGGAUCCCCAAUAAAUAUUAUAUCAAUUCAAUUUCAUAUAGGUUGACAUUUGUAGGAGCAAUUGUUGCACUUACAGCUACUUUUAGUCAUAAGUUCGGUUUAAGUUAUUUACCAAAACCAGCUACAUUACUUUCUCAGCAAAAUUUCCAAUAUAUUGUCCUUGCUUUAGUUUGGGUUUUUACAUUUAAAUCAACAUUUAAGAUCUUACCAUAUUAUUUCUUGGCUAUUUUACAUAUCGGAAAUAUUAAGAAUAUUUCCGCUAUUACAAAUGAAUCUGAAUUCCUUGCAUCUUUAAUUGCUUAUGAUGAAUUAUUAUUAAUUGGAUAUUUAUUCUUACGUACUAUUUUUUUCAGAAAUGGUGCUGGAUAUCAAUUAUUGUUAUUUUUAGUGUUUUAUUGGGUUAGAGUCUUAUAUAACAAGGAAACUAGAAACUUAUUUGCUGCGAUUAUUCAAAGAUUAGAUUAUGAAAUGGUAAAGGUUCAAAAUGAAAAAGUUAAGCAUUAUUGGGGUAAGACUAAAGAAUUUAUUGAAGUGAAACAAUCAGAGGCUGAUCUUUAA